Leptopilina boulardi is the source of this 513-nucleotide messenger RNA. RefSeq lists its product as uncharacterized. The coding region runs from base 98 to 463 and encodes 121 amino acids. Lineage: Eukaryota; Metazoa; Arthropoda; Insecta; Hymenoptera; Figitidae. The transcript has 2 exons. The record is from RefSeq and is a predicted model, not a curated record.
CUGUCAAAAAAAAAGUUGUCAGUCAGUCAGUCAGUCAGUCAGUCAGUCAGUCAGUCGUGAGUGAAAGUUAAGAAAAAAAGUGUAAAAAGAGAGAAUAAUGAAAGGAAGGAAAAUAGAGAGAGAAAAGAAAAAAGUGAAAGGAAAGAUGUUAAAAAAGUACGGCACAAAACAUCUAACAAUUGGUAUGAAACCAAAAGACGUGACUGCUGGUGAUGUGGUGGACCUCAAGCGGCGUUUUAUUGCACUACGAUCGUGUUAUGCCUACAACUCCAGUCACAAGAUAAAGGAUUAUCAAGAUGAACCCAUUGCUGAAGGCUUUUAUGAAUUUGAAUUUCUCAAAGUUAAACAUCCCGAAAUGUAUUUAGUAGAAAAAGUAUUGAAAAGACGCGGUAAUCAACUGUAUGUUAAAUGGUUAGGAUUUGAUAAUACGCACAAUAGUUGGAUAGAUAAUACAGAUUUGUAAUCAACGUUAAAUCAACAUUAUAGCCACGUUAAAUCAACGUUAAAUCAACU